AUGGCUUACAAACUUUACAACUACAAUCCUUCCGGCGGCGCAGCCAUUCCCGUUGCUGCCCUUUUCGGCCUAGCAACUGUCAUCCAUAUUUUUCAGAUGAUUCGUGCCCGGAGUUGGUACAUGAUUCCAUUUACAAUUGGUGGUGUCUUCGAGGCAAUCGGCUACUUGUGCAGGUACAUCAAUUCCACCGAAACACCAGACUGGCAAACCACGCCCUAUAUUGGACAGAGCCUUCUUAUUCUUCUCGCUCCUGCCCUCUUUGCUGCAUCUAUUUACAUGAUACUUGGUCGUCUUAUUGUGGCCUUGAAUGCGAGUUCCAAUUCAAUCAUUCGGCCGUCAUGGUUAACGAAAAUCUUCGUGAUCGGAGAUCUUAUUUCUUUCUUGAUGCAAUGUGGGGGAGGUGGAUUUCUUGCCGGUGCGAAGACCCCAGAGAAAGUGGAAAUGGGUGAGCACAUGAUCCUCGGCGGUCUCUUCGUCCAAAUAUUCUUCUUCGGAUUCUUUAUCGUUGUUUCGGUCAUUUUCCAUCGUCGAAUGCUUGCUUCUCCUAUGAAUUAUGUGGGAGGAAGCCGCAUCCCCUGGUCACGGUGUAUGAAGGUCAUGUACACUGUCAGUUGUCUGAUCAUGGUUCGUUCAAUCUACCGAGUGAUUGAAUACGCGCAGGGAAGCGGUGGCUAUUUCCAAAGCAAGGAAGCAUUUGUCUAUGUUUUUGAUGCCGCGUUAAUGCUCGCUUGCUGCGUUGUUCUACUUUUUCUACAACCUAGCAAAAUGCUGGGUGAACAGGAAAAGGGAUACCGAAAGCCUGAAAAUCUCGAGAUGCUAGCUGGCUGUCAGGAGAAUGGUCUAAACUAUUAA
This is a messenger RNA of Penicillium canescens, 852 nucleotides long. RefSeq names its product RTA1 domain-containing protein. The transcript has 3 exons. Lineage: Eukaryota; Fungi; Ascomycota; Eurotiomycetes; Eurotiales; Aspergillaceae. The record is from RefSeq and is a predicted model, not a curated record. Gene Ontology annotation, cellular component: membrane. Bases 1 to 852 code for a protein of 283 amino acids.